This is a messenger RNA of Suillus subalutaceus, 3346 nucleotides long. RefSeq lists its product as uncharacterized. NCBI's taxonomy places the organism in Eukaryota, Fungi, Basidiomycota, Agaricomycetes, Boletales, Suillaceae. Bases 1 to 3306 code for a protein of 1101 amino acids. The record is from RefSeq and is a predicted model, not a curated record. The transcript is spliced from 10 exons.
AUGACUACCUCAGGCAAUGGCUGCCAAGGCAGAAAUCAUAUCUGCAUCACCUCCUGGAUCGAGAAGCUCCACCAGAAGAUAGGAGAUGCGUCGUCUGCCGACCAGGAUGGGGUCUACAAAUGUCAAGAUUGUCUUGGGGAGCCACUCUAUUGCACUGGCUGUUGCAGACGUCAACAUCUUUGCAAUCCCUUCCAUUGGAUCAGUCAAUGGAAUGGUCAAUUCUUUGAGCAAAGUUGUCUCGCUCACGUCGGACUCGUCAUACACCUCGGUCAUGAGGGUAAACAAUGUCCGGUACUUACGGAUAGGUGGGACUUGUUUGAAGAAGAUGAACCAGAAGACCAGCUUGAGCCUGAAGAUCUACCAUCUGUGUCGGGACCCGAGUUCCAGCCGAAGGAAAACACCAUGGUCAUCAUUGACAAGUCCGGAGUUCAUCGCCUCCGGCAAGCUCCGGCGAAUGACCUCGAGGAUGUUUCCACACCUUGUACCGGUAAUGCCAUGUCUCUCUCAUCUAAAGGACAUUAUAUUGACAAGGCAUGGGGCAAGGACCGAUACCGAGAGCUCAUGAGAGUCGCCCGACAGUGGAGGCAGUUGAAGACGAUGAAAUGGCAUGGCUUCGGCCAUUGUUCCGACAGCCCGAAUGCAGGAGAUCUCGCAUUAUUUUGCCCGGCAUGUCCUCAGCCUGGGAUUAAUGUGUCCUUCUCAGGGGAUGAAUCACUUGAUGAGUGGAAAUACACCCGGUCAUUUGUUAUGGAUGGAAAUUUCAAAGCUGAACACCUGCAUCCCAUGAAGCCAUUUGAUGAAGUUUGGCUGUCAGAUGGGUUGGGAUUCAUGGUGGGAAAGGACAGACAAAUGAACAUGGACUAUGCCCUUUGUGAGGCUGCCCGGCACAACAUGGAAGGCAUCACCAGGGCGGUCACCUUCUAUGAUAUCAACUGUCAAUACAACAAGCACUUUCGGGUUCGGGUGGAUCGAAGCCGAUUUCUCGAAAUGGUUCCGGAAUUGACCAUCAUUCCCGGAAUCGGGUUGUGGCACAUCCACGGACAUCAGGACAGCUGCUAUGUCCGAUAUGCGUCGAAUUUUAUCGAAGGCAUCGGUCGGAUUGAUGGAGAGAUCAUGGAGACCCUAUGGUCACGUCUCAACCUGAUUUCCCCUGCUGCUCGGGGAAUGUCAUCCCCGCAUCGAAAGGAAUGUCUCGAUUAUCAGAUGAAUGAUUCCAAUUUCUGCAAGAUGAUCCGCAUGAAAAGGACCCUUUGCCGAAAAUACAAGCAGGCGAAGAAUGGCAUUGCCGAAAGUGAAAAGGCUUUCGACAUACUCAAUGAAGCAGCACCCGGCGAUUCAAAGACAGAGUGGCUAGCCAGCGAGAGGAUCGCUCAGUCCAGCAGAAUAAAUAAUCCUGCGGCUAUGGAUGUAUAUGAGAUUAAUAUCAAGAAGGCACCGAGCAAAAAGGAGAUCGAGCUUAGGCUACUAGAGGAGGGUAAUGCCCGAAAUGCAGCACCUGCUCGCAGGUCUGUGGCGACAUGGAUAUCAAUGGGGUUGGCGAUUGAAGAGGCUCAAAUCGCAUUGCUCAUCGAGGUCCGAAGAAUUGGUAGAAGAACUACCGAGACACAGAAGUUAGACAUCGCCCGGCAACGCGAUCGUCUCCAAGGCCAGAUAGAUGGAUUCACUCGGUCUGCUAUUACGCAUCUCGGAGAGGGAUUUGAUGCAGAUGAUGAUCCUGAAGACUUGUACUUGGACAUUCUUGAUGAUCUCGAUGAUGACUUGGCAGACUUCACCGAGACAUCUGACACAUGGGCAAACUCCCCUGAGCUCACUGUAAUCCCAUUGCCAUCAAACCUCGGGGUAGAUCGAUGCAGACGCUGUAUGGCAGACGAUCUCAUUCCGCUGGAGAUGUCUCUUCGUGAAGGGCAGGCCAAUGACUCCCUUCACAACCUCCGAAUUCACUUGUGCAACAAGGCGAUUCUGUUUCGAACAACAGUUAGGCAAGCCAAAUCCCAGGCCCUGAAAACUCGAGCUUGGUCCCAGGUGACGUCGGUGCAGCAGGCAGUGUCCCUCCAUGCCAGUAUAUAUACGAAGACGAGGAAGCAAAUGAUGCAACUGGAGCCAGGGCAAGACCAGGUUCAGAAAUACAAACCCCUGCUUCGAGAGCAACUCAAAAUCAGCACUGCCGUCGGCGAUCCAAAUGCCCGAGGUCAGCGAAACGAGUCCCUCGCUUGGUUCUGGUCAGUCGAAGUCGACCUUGGGGGUCCCGAUCACUCGUGGAAUGAGGAAUUUUACCGAGUUCAUUGGCUCCGGGCAAAGGCACUACGGGAUCGAUGGAAGGAAGAAAUGAUGUUGGUCCAAUUGGAGAUGGAUUGGACAUGUAACUUUUUCUUGUGGAAAGCAACCCAAUGGGGUGACAGGAUGCGCGAAUCAUUGGUGAAACACCUUCCGGGUCAUGCAUGCUACUCGGGAAGGCAAUCCCAAAUGUAUUCAUUGCUGGCACAGGAUGCCCAGGCAGCAUUUCAAGACCUGAAGACCGGCUACUUUGACCCAAACAUUUUAGUCCCGGGAAUUGGCCGGCUUCAUAAUCCUGCAUUAACCAUGUCUGUAUUGCAUACUCCCCCAACAUCCCCUUCUAAUUCUCAGACUUCCGGCAAUGGGUUCCGACCCCUCACACUCACUCAGGCAGAUAUUGCAGCUACAAUGUCAAUGGCUGCAUCUCGCAUCCGAGCGUCCAUCUCUCAAUAUCAGAUGGAGGCUGCCCACACCCAGGAGCCAUCUGCUACUCGGAUCACGCACUUUAAAGCCGGGCUGCAAUGGGAGAUAGCUACUUUUGUGACUCCCAUCCUGCAGUACUCAGCUGCAAGGAACAUCAUUUCGGUUGUUCCGAGCCCGGUUGCUCAUAUUCUUCAGUUGAUUCCCGAGCUCACCUGGAACAUGGUUCCGGACCACAUCUUUUCAUCCCACCUAUGCCAGUUUCAAGACGUUGCAGAUCUGGGGGAUCCCUCCCGCAUUGUAUCCACCUAUGGUACUCCAUGGUGGACCGGAUCAACUGCCAUCCCGAACGAAUUAUGGCCAUGGGAUCAGGUAUUCGCUAAUUGUGUCUGUCACUACCAGCAUUGGCUAUCUGGCGUUGAGGACGAACGUCUUGUUGUUCCCGAGCAGGUGGAUGAAAGCUCGCUUGCAACGCUGAAGGCACUGAGGUGGAUGAGGGAACGCCUCCUGACAGUGAUUGAGGAUCAACAAGCUGGCAUCCGUGAAAAGAUGGCAGAGAUUCAGAUGUACACCGCCGUCCUAACCAAAUUGAACCCAAGGGGACCAGAGUAGUUCUAGUCCUUCAGUUCAGAAUGUUGAAGUCUAAAUUCUG